AUGCGUCCCCUUCCGCAGAGAGUAUGCAUUUACUGCAAACUAUCUCGUCGCUCUUUCGCAUCCGCUGUGCGUCCGCCAACGGCUCCUAAACCCACCCCCGAUGUCAAACAUGUCCGUCAGAAUCCCGAACUCUAUGCGCAGAACUGCCGCGAUCGAAAUUACCCUGCGCAUGCGGAUUACCCUUCGACGAUACAACAGCUCUCCGAAGAGCUCCGCCAGAUUGAUCAACAGCUCAUGCCGUCUCGCUCUCGAAUAAAAGCACUUGAGAAAACAAUUGGGAGACUUCAGAACCCGGCCACCGACCCGAAAGAAAAAGAGCAGGAACCAGCUCUCCGGGGCGAGGCCCAGCAAUUGAAAGACGAAUCUCUCACACUAACAAAUCGAAAGACAUCCUGCAGCGAACAAAUUCAUGAACUCGCCCUCUCUCUACCAAACCUUUCCUCCUCUCAUACGCCUGUCGGCUCGGACCCUGCUCUCAUCGAAUACCUCAAUUUCGACCCUAAAUCGCCGCCUUCCUGGGUCGCCAAGUCUGACCCCUCGCGUUCUCAUGUUGCCAUCGGCUCUGCACUUGGUCUUAUUGACUUUGCUAGUGCUGCCACUACUACCGGCUGGGGCUGGUACUUCCUCAUUGGCGAGGGAGCCAUCCUAGAACAAGCCCUAAUUCAGUACUCCUUGUCUGUUGCCCGCCGCCACGGCUGGGUUCCAGUUUCACCACCAUCCGUCGUCUAUUCUUACGUUGCCGAUGCUUGUGGUUUCCAGCCUCGCGAUCAAAACAGUGAGCAACAAAUAUGGGCUAUCGAGCAAGCGGAGAAGGACAAAACAAAGCCCCAGCGGUCUCUCGCUGCCACGGCCGAGAUCCCUCUAGCUGCUAUGCACGCCGGUCGUGAUCUCGAUGCAUCUACUCUACCGCUCAAGCUAGUGGGACCCAGCCGCUGCUAUCGCGCUGAGGCAGGCUCUCGGGGCGUGGAUACAAAGGGGCUAUACCGCGUCCACGAAUUUACCAAGGUCGAAAUGUUCGGCUGGGCAGAUAAUACCCCUACAUCAUCUUCACCAACUUCAGAUGAUCUCUUCGGUGGUCUUUUGACAGUACAGAAAGAGAUCCUAACUUCUCUCCAACUUCCCUGUCGCGUUCUUGAGAUGCCAACCUCGGAUCUCGGAGCCAGCGCCACCCGCAAGCGUGAUAUUGAGGCACUAUUCCCGUCUCGUAUGCGUGGCGAUGAGCUCGAGAACGGAUGGGGAGAGGUCACCUCGGCAUCCAUCUGCACAGAUUAUCAAUCCCGGCGACUGGGAACUCGCGUGCGCGGAAAUACGGCGAAAGAGUCUCGCUUCCCACAUACUGUUAACGGAACCGCGAUGGCAGUUCCAAGGGUGCUGGCGGCGAUUAUAGAGAAUGGGUGGGAUCCUGAACGCAAGGUGGUUGUCAUUCCCGAAUCUUUGCGACCUUGGAUGGGUGGCCAAGAAGUUAUUGGGAAGUAA
This is a messenger RNA of Aspergillus versicolor CBS 583.65, 1476 nucleotides long. Its product is annotated as putative serine--tRNA ligase DIA4. NCBI's taxonomy places the organism in Eukaryota, Fungi, Ascomycota, Eurotiomycetes, Eurotiales, Aspergillaceae. Gene Ontology annotation, cellular component: mitochondrion. The transcript has a single exon. Bases 1 to 1476 code for a protein of 491 amino acids. Gene Ontology annotation, biological process: mitochondrial seryl-tRNA aminoacylation. Gene Ontology annotation, molecular function: ATP binding; serine-tRNA ligase activity; tRNA binding. The record is from RefSeq and is a predicted model, not a curated record.